Messenger RNA from Penicillium lagena, 4047 nucleotides. RefSeq lists its product as uncharacterized. The record is from RefSeq and is a predicted model, not a curated record. Gene Ontology annotation, molecular function: P-type ion transporter activity; ATPase-coupled monoatomic cation transmembrane transporter activity; ATP hydrolysis activity. Lineage: Eukaryota; Fungi; Ascomycota; Eurotiomycetes; Eurotiales; Aspergillaceae. Gene Ontology annotation, biological process: intracellular calcium ion homeostasis. Gene Ontology annotation, cellular component: membrane. The transcript has 19 exons. The coding region runs from base 1 to 4047 and encodes 1348 amino acids.
AUGCCCAGCCGUGCGCAGUCGCCCCCGGGCUCCGGGCCCAUGGAUCUCGCGAUGCCCAGAGCGAGUCGUCGGCGGGAUUCUGUGCGAAGCAGUGUGAGCGUCGUGUCGGAGGUUGAGAUGGCCCGGAAUGAGGUGUUUGACGGCCCCAUUUCAGAGAGCAUCCCGUCAAGUGUCGUCUCAUUUGCUCAUCGCCGCGCCCGAAAGGACUCGACCGUCAGCUUCACUUACUUUCAGGAUGAGGAGGACUUUGCCGAAUGGCCGCCCGAGGAUGCGGUUGACAUGGCCAGUGAAGCCGAGGAUAUGUCCGUGGACGGGUUUGGCGACGCAGACCUCGAGUCGGCCCGGUCUUCGUUUGUGUCCAAGCGGUUAUCGCAGUCCCGGGACUCUGUUGAGCACCCUCUUCUUUCGCGUCAUCUCUCCGCCAGCUCCUACGGCCGCGAUCGAAGAACCGGCGCAAGAUUGAACCAGAAAAUUUACAUCACGUCGGAGGACCUGACCGCUGUUUUUGCUGGUUUCUCCACUAGCGUCACCGGAUUCGCUCUUUAUGUUGCCCUGUGCAUCUUAACGGGGGGUUUGCCUACCUUCUGUUCCAUUGGUUACCGCGAUGGCGCGUUCGUGGAUAAUUUUUCAUCUAACUGGUUUCAGGACCAAUGGAAUCAGUUCACUGUUCAUGAUGUCGGGGCUCAGUCGUAUGGACGUCCGCUCUCGACCGUCUUCGUGGACUCAUUGCGUUACGCCUGGGACGAAGAUAGUGACCCGACCAUGGCAUCUCUUCGCUUCCUCGAUUACAGAUAUCUUCGCUUUUACUAUCAUCCACUUGAGGAUAAAUUCAGCCUGAUAGGUAACUGGAAAGAUCCUGCAUGGACGAACGUAAAAGUCAUGCGAGGAGGCUUGGAUGCCGACGAACGUGACAGCCGAGAGCAGAUCUUUGGACACAAUGUCAUCGACAUUCAGCAAAAGAGUGUUCUACAGCUUCUCGUGGAUGAGGCUUUUCACCCGUUCUACAUCUUCCAAGUCGCAAGUCUGAUUCUAUGGUCGAUGGAUGAAUACUACUACUAUGCCGUCUGUAUCUUCCUCAUCUCUGUUUCUAGCAUUGCGGCUACGGUUCUGGAGACGAGAUCAACGAUGCAACGACUUCGGGAAAUUUCUCAUUUUGAAUGUGAUGUUCGGGUUCUCCGAAAUGGAUUUUGGCGUUCUGUUCCUUCUCAAGAUCUCGUCCCAGGUGAUGUUUUUGAAUUUUCCGAUCCAUCAUUGAAUCAAGUUCCAUGCGAUUGUAUCCUGUUGUCGGGCGAUUGUAUUGUCAACGAAAGCAUGCUCACUGGUGAAUCCGUUCCCGUCUCCAAAACGCCCUUGACAGAUGAUGCGCUGAAAUGCCUUGACCUGAGUACACCCUCCGUUCACCCUCAUGUGGCGAAACAUUUUCUUUUCAGCGGAACCAAAGUCAUUCGAGCACGACGACCUCAGCACGUUGAUGACGACGAGGCAGUUGCUCUUGCAGUCGUUGCUCGGACGGGGUUCCUCACCACGAAGGGUGCUUUGGUACGGUCGAUGCUCUUCCCGAAGCCCUCUGGUUUCAAAUUCUACCGGGAUUCUUUUCGGUAUAUCGCGGUCAUGGCAAUGGUUGCUCUUCUUGGCUUCAUUGCUUCGUUUGUCAAUUUUGUCCGGUUAGGUCUUGCCUGGCAUUUGAUCAUUGUCCGAGCACUCGAUUUGAUCACGAUUGUUGUUCCGCCAGCUCUGCCAGCAACCCUCACCAUUGGAACGAGUUUUGCGUUAUCGCGUCUCAAAAAAAAGAAUAUCUUUUGCAUCAGCCCCCAGAAAGUCAAUGUGGGGGGAAAACUUGAUGUUGUCUGUUUUGACAAAACAGGAACCCUUACUGAAGAUGGGCUGGAUGUACUUGGGGCGAGGACGGUUGUUACCAAACAGAGAUUUUCGGAUUUGCUGUCGGAAACAUCAGCUGGGUUCCUUAUUCCCUCCCAGGACGCUGACACCGCAUACGAUCUUGAUAAACAGAGAAAGAUUGUAUACACCAUGGCCACAUGUCACUCCCUCCGAGUUGUGGAUGAUGAAUUACUCGGCGAUCCUCUCGAUAUCAAGAUGUUUCAAUUUACAGGUUGGUCGUAUGAGGAGGGAGGCGGUCAUGUCUCGGAGCAUACAAACCCCAAAUAUGACACGAUAGCACCGUCCGUGGCAAAGCCACCUUUCCCAGUAUAUCCUAACAGCCACCAGCCGAACAACUCCAAUGAUCCUCUAGAGCUUGGAGUUCUUCGAAACUUCGAGUUUGUUUCCCAGUUGCGCCGUGCAAGCGUGGUUGUCAGGCAUUUCGGAGACAACGGUGUCAAUGUUUUCGUCAAGGGUGCACCGGAGAGUAUUCGGGAGAUAUGUGUGCCCGAAAGCCUCCCGUCCGAUUACGAAGACCUUCUCAACCACUACACUCACAAAGGCUUCCGUGUUAUUGCUUGUGCCACCAAAUAUGAACGGAAACUCAGCUGGAUGAAGAUCCAGAAACUGACUCGGGCUGAGGUCGAAUGCAACCUCGAAUUCGUGGGCUUCAUCAUUUUCGAAAAUAAAUUGAAACCCAGUACCUCCAGCGUGAUCUCUGAGCUGAACAGGGCCGGGAUUCGGAAUAUCAUGUGCACAGGCGACAAUAUCCUGACAGCAAUCAGCGUUGCACGUGAAUGCAACAUGGUGGGCCCAGAUGAACCGUGCUACAUGCCGCAUUUCGUCGAUGGUCGGUUCUUCCAAAAUGCAUCGUAUCCCUCCGUAAUGCUAACCGAAAGUGAAGAUGCUGGCCCUGAUUCCAAGACCUCCCUUUGUUGGGAAAAUGUUGACAAUCCAGACCUCAAAUUGGACGCAAUGACUCUCUUGCCCUUGGACUUUUCUGCAGAGGACUUGUCUGUGCCGGGGAAUGCUUUCCAUGAGCACAAAUAUUGUGUUGCAGUCACUGGAGACGUAUUCCGAUGGGUGAUCGAUUUCGGCAGUGAGGAUGUUCUGAAGAGGAUGCUUGUUUGCGGCAAAGUGUUCGCUAGGAUGUCACCAGAUGAAAAGCACGAGCUGGUGGAAAAACUGCAGUCGAUUGAUUAUUGCUGUGGUUUCUGCGGUGAUGGCGCAAACGAUUGCGGUGCAUUAAAAGCAGCUGAUGUUGGCAUUUCGCUGUCGGACGCCGAGGCAUCUGUCGCUGCGCCCUUCACCAGUCGCCAAUUUGAAAUAUCCUGUGUCCCAACAUUGAUUCGGGAGGGCCGAGCUGCGUUGGUGACAAGCUUCUGCUGCUUCAAGUAUAUGAGUCUUUACUCGGCGAUUCAGUUCUCCACUGUCAGUUUUCUUUAUACCUCGGCGUCCAACCUUGGUGACUUUCAAUUCCUGUUCAUCGACCUCGCCCUCAUUCUUCCACUUGCCAUCUUCAUGGGCUGGACGGGUCCUUAUCCCGCGCUCUCCCGGAAGCGCCCAACUGCAGACCUGGUUUCGCGGAAGGUGUUGACACCAUUGUUGGGACAGAUCUCGAUUGUCAUUCUGUCUCAACUUGCAAUAUUCAAAACCGUCCAAUACCAGCCCUGGUUAGUGGCCUUUCACCAGCCACAUCUUGUGUCAUGGAUUGUUCCUAACACCCUUCGCAGGUUCCAGCCUCCCCGGAUUGACCUGGAGAAAAGUAGCAUUGAAAACUCGGAGAACACCUCACUGUUCUUGUUCUCAUGCUUCCAGUACAUCUUGGCUAGUAUCGUACUUAGUGUGGGGCCGCCAUUCCGGAAGCCAUUGCGAUUGAACACUCCGCUUCUUUGCACCAUCAUUGUGGAUCUUUUGAUUGCCAGCUAUAUGCUCUUCCGUCCAUCACAGUGGGUGUUGGAAGUGAUGCAGCUGACAUUCAUGUCCGACGGCUUCAAAGGGUGGUUGCUUGCCCUUGCGCUUGGCGCCUUCUUCGUGGCUUGGAUAGCGGAGAGAAACAUCUUUCCGUAUUUGGCACGGUUCCUCGGCUACGCCAACACGCGUUUACGGCCAAGCUAUCGUAAGAAGCGUCGUGAGUAUAAAAUUCUUCGCGAGGAGAUGGGCAUGUGA